This is a messenger RNA of Mustela erminea (ermine), 14945 nucleotides long. RefSeq names its product neurotrophic receptor tyrosine kinase 3 (gene NTRK3). The record is from RefSeq and is a predicted model, not a curated record. NCBI's taxonomy places the organism in Eukaryota, Metazoa, Chordata, Mammalia, Carnivora, Mustelidae. Bases 738 to 3329 code for a protein of 863 amino acids. Gene Ontology annotation, cellular component: plasma membrane; axon; signaling receptor complex. Gene Ontology annotation, biological process: multicellular organism development; cell surface receptor protein tyrosine kinase signaling pathway; cellular response to nerve growth factor stimulus. The transcript has 20 exons. Gene Ontology annotation, molecular function: ATP binding; neurotrophin binding; neurotrophin receptor activity.
GAGGGAGGGGAGGAGGGAGGGGAGGAGGGAGGGGGAGAGAGGGAGGGAGCCGAGGAAGACGCUCCGAUAACCCGUGCGUUUCGUAAGGCUCCGAGCACUUGUACAUUUCUGCAGGCGCGCGGCGAGCCAUUCGCGGCGGCUGCUGCAGCUCCGACUGCAUCUUCCUCCUCCUCCUUCCCCCGGGCUCCGGGUGUGUGUAUGUGUGAGUGAGUGAGUGUGUGUGUGUGCGUGAGUGUGUGUGUGUGCUUUGCAGGUGUGUCCGUUUUAAUUCUGCCCAGUAGGUGGGACUUGGUGACUUUAGCACCAUAUUUUCCUUUUCCCUUUUUUUUUUUCUUUUUCUUUUUUGCCUCCCCACCGUCUGUUGCAACCCUGCAAAGUCUCGGAGUCGGAGAGCGCGGCUCGCUUCCCGAGCCUCCGGACCCGGCGAGCCGGCGAGCGCCGAGCCGGCCACCAUGCCAGGCAAACCGCGCCACUAGGCGCUCCCCGCGGCUCCCACCCGGCGGCGGCGGCGGCGGCGGCGGCGGCGGCAGCGGCGGCGGCGGCGGCGGCGGCCGCGAUGGUUUCAGACGCUGAAGGAUUUUGCAUCUGAUCGCACGGCGUUUCAAAGGCAGAGGCCCCCCCUCCCCCUUCCCCCCUCCCUCGCCGUCUUUGUUUCCUUCCCCCCCAGCUCUCCCCACUCCCCCCACCCCACCCCCCUCUCCUCUCCUCCUCCUCUUUUUUAGAAGCCGCGAUCGGAGAUGGAUGUCUCUCUUUGCCCAGCCAAGUGUAGUUUCUGGCGGAUUUUCUUGCUGGGAAGCGUCUGGCUGGACUAUGUGGGCUCCGUGCUGGCUUGCCCUGCAAAUUGUGUCUGCAGCAAGACUGAGAUCAAUUGCCGGCGGCCGGACGAUGGGAACCUCUUCCCCCUCCUGGAGGGGCAGGAUUCAGGGAACAGCAAUGGGAACGCCAGCAUCAACAUCACGGACAUCUCAAGGAAUAUCACUUCCAUACACAUAGAGAACUGGCGAGGUUUGCACACGCUGAAUGCCGUGGACAUGGAGCUCUACACCGGCCUCCAAAAGCUGACCAUCAAGAACUCAGGACUUCGGAGCAUCCAGCCCAGGGCCUUUGCCAAGAACCCCCACUUGCGCUACAUAAACCUGUCGAGUAACCGGCUCACCACACUCUCAUGGCAGCUCUUCCAGACGCUGAGUCUUCGGGAAUUGAGACUGGAGCAGAACUUCUUCAACUGUAGCUGUGACAUCCGCUGGAUGCAGCUGUGGCAGGAGCAGGGGGAGGCCAAGCUCAACAGCCAGCACCUCUACUGCAUCGGUGCCGACGGCUCCCAGCUGCCCCUGUUCCGCAUGAACAUCAGCCAGUGCGACCUUCCUGAGAUCAGUGUGAGCCACGUGAACCUGACCGUUCGAGAGGGUGACAACGCUGUCAUCACGUGCAAUGGCUCUGGGUCCCCUCUGCCCGACGUAGACUGGAUAGUCACGGGCCUGCAGUCCAUCAACACCCACCAGACAAAUCUGAACUGGACCAAUGUACACGCCAUCAACCUGACCCUGGUCAAUGUGACAAGCGAGGACAAUGGCUUCACCCUGACAUGCAUCGCGGAGAAUGUGGUGGGCAUGAGCAAUGCCAGUGUGGCCCUCACCGUGCACUACCCCCCACGCGUGGUGAGCCUGGAGGAGCCCGAGCUGCGUCUGGAGCACUGCAUCGAGUUCGUGGUGCGGGGCAACCCGCCGCCCACGCUGCACUGGCUGCACAAUGGGCAGCCGCUGCGGGAGUCCAAGAUCACGCAUGUGGAGUAUUACCAGGAGGGCGAGGUGUCCGAGGGCUGCCUGCUCUUCAACAAGCCCACGCACUACAACAACGGCAACUAUACCCUCAUCGCCAAAAACCCACUGGGCACGGCCAACCAGACCAUCAACGGCCACUUCCUCAAGGAGCCCUUCCCAGAGAGCACGGAUAACUUUGUUUCCAUCUACGACGUGAGCCCCACACCCAUCACGGUGACCCACAAACCGGAGGAAGAUACUUUUGGGGUGUCCAUCGCCGUGGGACUUGCUGCUUUUGCCUGCGUCCUGUUGGUGGUUCUCUUCAUCAUGAUCAACAAGUAUGGUCGGCGGUCCAAAUUUGGAAUGAAGGGGCCUGUGGCUGUCAUCAGUGGCGAGGAGGACUCAGCCAGCCCGCUGCACCACAUCAACCAUGGCAUCACCACGCCCUCCUCGUUGGACGCCGGGCCGGACACGGUGGUCAUCGGCAUGACCCGUAUCCCGGUCAUUGAGAAUCCCCAGUACUUCCGUCAGGGACACAACUGCCACAAGCCAGACACGUAUGUGCAGCACAUUAAGAGAAGGGACAUCGUGCUGAAGCGGGAACUGGGCGAGGGAGCCUUUGGGAAGGUCUUCCUUGCCGAGUGCUACAACCUCAGCCCGACCAAGGACAAGAUGCUCGUGGCUGUGAAGGCUCUGAAGGAUCCCACCCUGGCUGCCCGGAAGGAUUUCCAGAGGGAGGCUGAGCUGCUCACCAACCUGCAGCACGAACACAUUGUCAAGUUCUAUGGGGUGUGUGGUGAUGGAGACCCGCUCAUCAUGGUCUUUGAGUACAUGAAGCAUGGAGACCUGAACAAGUUCCUUAGGGCCCAUGGGCCAGAUGCUAUGAUCCUUGUGGAUGGGCAGCCACGUCAGGCAAAAGGUGAGCUGGGGCUCUCCCAAAUGCUCCACAUCGCCAGUCAGAUCGCCUCAGGCAUGGUGUACCUGGCCUCCCAGCACUUCGUACACCGGGACCUGGCCACCAGGAACUGCCUGGUUGGAGCCAAUCUGCUGGUGAAGAUCGGGGACUUCGGCAUGUCCAGAGAUGUCUACAGCACUGAUUACUACAGGGAAGGGCCAUGCCAGAAGGGCCCGAUCAGCGUGUCAUGGCAGCGCCAGAGGCUAGCAGCGCCAGCAGCUUCCACACUCUUUAAUCCAUCUGGAAAUGAUUUUUGUAUAUGGUGUGAGGUGGGAGGACACACCAUGCUUCCCAUUCGCUGGAUGCCCCCUGAAAGCAUCAUGUACCGGAAGUUCACUACGGAGAGUGACGUGUGGAGCUUCGGGGUGAUCCUUUGGGAGAUCUUCACCUACGGAAAGCAGCCAUGGUUCCAGCUCUCGAACACAGAGGUCAUCGAGUGCAUCACCCAAGGUCGUGUGCUGGAGCGGCCCCGGGUCUGCCCCAAAGAGGUGUAUGACGUCAUGCUGGGGUGCUGGCAGAGGGAGCCCCAGCAGCGGCUGAACAUCAAGGAGAUCUACAAAGUCCUCCACGCUUUGGGGAAGGCCGCCCCCAUCUACCUGGACAUCCUUGGCUAGCGGCAGCUGGUGGUCACGGACGUGUACUCUGUGGCCUCCGUCUCCCGGCCUCACAUCACCCCUCGUCCACCUCACACUCCUUUCUUCCAUCCUGACCGAAGCGAACAUCUUCAUAUAAACUCAAGUGCCUGCUACACAUACAACACUGAAAAAAAAAAAAAAAAGUGAAAGAAAAAACCUGUAAGGCAGUUUGGCAAAUAUAUAUAUACAUAUAUAUAUAUAUAUAUUUAUAUAUCUAACUAUCUAUCUAUAUCCACAGAGAGAUACCUUCUCUAAUAGAGAGAGAAACUGCUGAUACAGAAAUCAUAAGACUGUAACGACAACUCAGAAAAAUCUUAAAUUUUACGAACACAAAUGGAAGUCCCCUUUGACGGAAGCUGGGGCCCUUGGUUCUGCAGCUCCAACUGUUUGGGGCCGGAGGCCUCGAUGCCGCAGAGAUGGUCUUUGCUGUGCUGGGACCAGAGGAGCGGGGAUGGAUCACAGCUGUGCAGGUGGUGACCCGCGCAGGUGCGCUACCCCUCCCCCACCCCGAGGUCCGCACAGGUGCGUGGGUUGACCCCGACUGUGGCACUCGGGAUGCAGCAGGAAGUAACAUGGCCCCGGGGGCCUCUGGAAUGCCUCCCAUCUCCCCUGACUGUGGCUCCACGCCUUCCCCCUUUCCUCCGCUUCAAGACAAUUCUCCAAUUUGUCCAUUCUAGAAAGUAGAGUCCUGAUGCUUUUGGAAGUCAAUGAGGGCAUCUACCACUAAACACUGGACAACCAAUGAGCCCCCAAACCAUGGUGACCAUGGACCACCUCUGUCUUGAGCGUAAACCAUGCUCAAGUUCCUUCCUCCAUUGGAAAGAUGUGUCAUCUGUUCUCUGGACUUCAAGAACUGGACGUUCUGGACUUAACCACAGAAGAAAAAGCUGAAAUUUGAACCCUCCCUGUCAAGGCACUGCCUCCCAUCUUUUCCUCACUGGAAGACUCCUCGGUCCCACCUCCCACAUGCGGGCUUUUGGGGGAGUUUCAGGGCAUAGGGAACACGUCCCAUGCUGCCUUGAGUGUGGACACAGCAGGGUUCCAGCAGCAGGAGACUUGGUUCCUUGUAGGUCAUUGUAACGUGUGCCCCUCUGUGCCGUCUGUGUCUCAUCCUGCCUGCCUUCCAUCUCCAGCCCUACUUCCUGGGCUCCUUGCACGUCCCAGGGCCACCUCGCUGCCAGGGAAGAAAGCCAGGACUAGCGACAGCGUGGGGCAGUGCUCGUUCCCGAGAGCGAGGCCAUGGACUGGGCCGGAGCCGGCAGGGGAGAUGGCACCUGCACCGGCCCCUCGGCAUUCUCCUCACGUUUCCAGCCCCUGGAAGGAUUGAUGCAUCUGCCUUUGAGCUUGCUGUGAACGCUCAGGGGCUGAAAAAUCGCUUUUGUGGGCCGGGGCUGGGGGAGGGGCCGAGGCUUCUCCAGGAGGUGUCCCCUGCGCGGCCACGGCCGCGGGCUUGGCAUCUUAAUGAGGACAGAGCCCUGACCAGAGAGCGAGGAGGAGGCUUCUGGGCGGGGGUCCUGGCCGCUGCUGGCGAGGGCUGUAACAGGGGCAGAUCCCUGGGCCACCCGGACACCCGAGCACGAAAUGCCACUGGAGGGCAGAGCCUGGGCCCCCGGAGCCCUCCUGCUGGAGGGAGGACAGGCCCCUCUCAGCUCACUGGCCCCAGCCCCUCACCCCAAGCACAGAGCUACCUAUCAGACUGGCCUGUGGCCGGCCCUGCCAGCGUGAGGGGCUGUGGCUGGCCUGACUGGCCUGGUCAGCGGCAGCACAUUCAUCCCUGUGGGCUUCAGAACUAAAUCCUGCCUUUGUGGUUUUGCUUCCUUUUUCAAGUUUCUUUUUUUUUUUUAAAGACCCACAAAUGUUUUUAUUCAAACAGAAAAGAGCUGUGUUGGGACUGCCGGCCUCGGUUGGGGUCAGGGAUCAGGGAGGCCGCUCGAGCUGGGCUGGGAGGGCAUCCGGAGCUUGGCAUGGGGUUGGCCCCACGCCGGCCUCCCAGCCCUGAGGACUUUCGAGAAGAGCUCAGUGGGUCUUCCAUGUCAGAGGAAGCCUUUGCUGUCCUGUGGCCGUCAUCCCUCCUGUCUUUCUGCCUGGAGGCCCUGGGUCUCUUCCGGGGCUGUUAUUACAGGAUGAGCUACGUAUGGAAGUCUCGUGCUGAGCGGGGUUCCUGAGCCAAAGCUGCUCAUGGAGGGAGGGCUUUGGGGGGAAGGGUCUUCUGGUUAGAUGUGAGGCUUCAGGGCUCCUGUUGCUGCCAAAGCAGACCCUGGAGAGUCUCCCCAACACAGGCCCUGUGUGGCUUCAUCUCACGGUGUCUCUAGAACUCUCAUCACUGAUAGGUGGGUAAAGGGUUGGAAGCCGGGGGGCAGCUGGGCAUGAGGAAGGCCAGGCGGCUUCCAACGAGGCUCUAAGGCAGCACGGCCUAAGGGGGAAGCUAGUUCCUUUGGGACUAAGGAGCUGUGAAGGAGACCGAAGUCAGACUGUACAGGCCCUUGUGCUGCCCAUGGGGACGCAGCAUCGUCACGUCCACCGUAAGCAUCUGCCUCUCCAGAAUGAUCACGGCCAAGCAAGGAGGAGCGGAGAGGGAGCACUGGCCUUCUUCCUCCCCGCUGUGCUCUCUGCGCACAGUCGACGUGUCAACAAGGCGGGUAUAAAAAGUGAAAAGGUUUUUGGAGGGAGAGAGAAGCAAAGAGUAGACGCUGUGGGCACUCCCUGGGGGCAAGCCGAGGAUGUUAUUCCUCCUGUGGGGGGAUGCGCCGCGGCUGGGGCUCCCUCUCCAGAGUCUCUGUCUCCUGUCUGUGAAACGAGAGGUUCUGUUCACCUCUGGGCCCUGCAGGGUCUGACAUGGUUCGAUUCUCCUGGCAGGGGCUCACUGUGCUGUGUGGUCCUGGGUAGCGCCCUGGAAGGCCAGGGGUGUCCUCCUCGGGGCUGGUGCCCCUGGAGGCUCAUGGGCCUGCACACGCGCGGGUCCCGUAGGACACUCUUCUCCUUCUUGGUGACUCUGUCACAGUGCAAAGUGUCUGAGGUGACUCUCGGCCCACAGAGCACAUCUGGUCUCAUCCCCCUCCCCACCCCCCCCACCUCUCACCGUCAGCCACCUUGCCCACCCAGAAAGUGCUGGCCCAGGCCUGCUUAUCUGUUUAUUUUCAAAGAGCUUCAUGUGGUUAAAUGAGUCUUAAAAUGACAUCCCACCAGCCAGUGUGGCCACCCCAGUCCACCCCGCUCUCGCCCCUCCCGCCAAAAUUCACCAUUUAACAAAACACGCUAGAGCAGCUCUCAGGGUGUGGCUGGAUGCGUACCCCUCCGUGACUUCUGCUGGAAACUCCAGCUCACCCAGGCUGACCUCCUGGCCAUGUCACCCUCACCUGAUCCCCUCCUGGACCGAGUGACAGUGGCCUGCUUGUAGAGGUCACUUGGAGUAGGGAGGCAUGGCCAAGGGUCUUCCCUGUUCUUGACUUUGGAUGUGAACCAGAUGCUGCCCUCUUAUCGUAUCCUUGGCUCCCAAGUGGGUCUUAAGACUCACUCAACCUUCUCUUCCUAACAGACGAAAGACUGUGUCCCUCCCCUCAGCAGACUUUGCCCAGAUCGUCCCUGGAGAGAGGCUUCCCACUGGAGGCUAAGGAGGCUUGGCCCUCCUGGCUUCAGGUUGAACCUCACCCUUCUUCUCUAGCAAUGCUUACUUUGUGGAACAUACUAGUGCAAAUAUUUUUGGUGCUAAAUACUAUAGAAAUCAACGCCCAUGGGAGAGCUGACAGCCAGCUCCUGAGACUGUGUAAGACUCCACUGAGAAGCGGAAGGGAGUCAGGUAUGCCCGGACCAUAGGGGACGCCCGGGAGCUUGGGUGGGAGCAUGCAAUGGCGUGGAGAGCCUGUUGGGCUUUGCUUUUGGUUUCCCAGGUGACGUUGGCCCAGUCUCCAAAUCUCUCAGAGUACCAGAUUUCUCACCCCAGACAUUUACAAGGUUAGAAUAGAUAUCCUUAGGGUCCCUCUCAGUUAAAAAGAAAAGAAAAGAAAAAAUCCUGGUCCCACCUGUUCUGUUUGUUUUGUUUACUUGCUUAUUAGAAAUAAGAGGGAAAAUGAAAGGCAGGUAAAGAAGGGGAGGAGGGAAAGUUACUGAGGAUGAGAAAUUGAUUGUAGAAGGCAAACAGGGAAGACGCCAUGAGUGUUAGGUUGGAGGGUUGCUGGUGGGGGGGCGAGGGGCCAGGCCCACCAGCUCUCCAGCUGUGGCCUGCCCCUCCCCCCCAAGACUGACUUCUGCAGGCUCUCCUCCUCAGCUUGCUGGCUUCUCCAUUCAACACCGACACGCCCUAGGCUGGCAGAAAUGAUUAGGGAGAUUGGCCCGCCCCACUCUCAUGCAGGCCGCUGGCAGUCUGAUCUCAAAAACCAAAAGAUACAUGUCCUCACAUGCUAUUUCAAGAGGGUAGGAAGUUGGAAAGAGGGCAGGAUUUUAGGCUGUGGACUCUUCACCAAAGUCCUUUUCCAGAACACUGAAUGGCAUCCUUUUUCUCAAACCAAACAGCAGCAGAAUUAUCUCAUUGGAGGUGGGGUGAUUUCGGGGCCAGUUUGGGCUUUGGGACCUUCCCUGUGCUUUGCUUACAGCCUGGAGCAAAGAAACAUCUAUAGUUCUUGGGUGAAGAAGUUUGAAGACCUGUGCCCAAGGUCUAGAGGACCGCCCUCAAAUGCCCCUGGAAUGGCUAUCGUCAGCUCUGGCAGAGCCGACCAGCUAGAACACUCCAUGGCAUUUGUCUUAGAGCAAGAAAGGACAUCUGCAGCCCAGGACUUGGUGCUGUAACCACAUUGUUUUUGGUCCCUGGCGCGCCAAACUUUUCUUUGAUACCAAAUAAAAUGUUUUGGCCAACACUUAAUAGGUUUUAAAGGGAAAUUCCAAGUCUUUGUAUCAUUUUUAAGGUAUCAAUAUAGACUCCAGAAAAUGCUUUGGGAUUGCUGAAUGGACUGGCCAUUAGCAUCAUCUGAGGGGAAGUGUAGGGCCCUAGAAAUUGUAUGCUUGUAUCUAUAUCUCUAACUGGGCUGGCUUCAGUGAGAGUCUGCUUGGAGUCAGCAAAUGGAUUCCUUGAUGCUUGGUCUCUUUGAGCCUUACAAUCCUCCGGGAUGAGAUACCCAGAGAUGGCCUGGCCUAAGAGAGCCCGUCAGAGAUGUUAUUGGGAAAUCUGUCAUCUUGUAAAAUUUGAUCCUUGGGCGUUCCCUGAAGUGAAUUAUGCUGGUGACAACAUUCUGAGCAUCUGAGAAUCUCUCCUCCUGGCAGUCGGAUAGAUGACCAGGCAGGAAUGACUUCUACCACACCCCGUUUGGGGGUUGCCAUUGAAUUCACCUGGACUGCAGGAAAGACAGGUCUAUUUUAAAUACAGUCCAUGAUAAAAUGGCAAGUGUGGUGGAGGGAGACGAUGGGCAAAGGAGACAGUGGACCUCGGAGCUCUACUUCCUGCUGAAAAGCAUUAUCCCUUCUGUGCCUCAGUUUCUUAGACAACAACAACAAAAAGGUGCUAACAACCUGCUUCCUGUCACAGAGGGUUCUAAUGAGCACCAAUGAGGUCAUGGCUGUCCAAGUUCUCUGUGAGCAUCUCAGGACCCCUCGUGUUCGAUGGGUGAAGCCUGUUCUCUGGCAGUGAGGGUUGCAAAGAGGCGUGCUGGUGCCGAGCUGUGAGCUGCUCUGGAAUGUGCCUCAUUUAAAGGUUGUGCAAUCAGGUUUUUCUUAAAAUAUCUUAAAUCCCUCUGGCAGUCUGGUUUCUCGUUUAUAGCACUGGCGUGUUCCUCUUUGAAUGACCAUGGAGCAUCGAGAGAUGGGGGAUACCUUUACAAAAAUACAGCAGAAAGAGCAUGGUCGACCCAUUUGGCUUUGUCAUUGAAGAGCGAUUGUUGGUAGGUUUCUUUCUAGGGCCUGGAACCCUGAACGUUUUACUGCAAAAUGGCAUCUCUCGCUGCAUUUAACUCCGUAUCAUCCAUUGUUGAUUUUAUGAGAUUCUGUAGAUUUAAAUGUAAUGUUUUUUAACUGAAGACUAUAUGAAGCUUCCAUUAUAAAUUGGGUGGUAAAACUAAUCUUGCAGGAAGCACCCGAAGUGAUAAUGAUCCUGAAGCAGAAUUACGUUCAUUCUGGGGCCAGCAUUUUGCACAUGGGGAAAUAACCUUAAGAUGGAAUGAACUGCCUGAGCGGAGACCAAAUGCUCAACCACACUUCUGAUAGCCUUGAGCACCAACAAAUAGGUGUGAGUGGGAUUCCCACUGAGAAAUGCAUCUAACUGAAAAUGAACCACCUCCCCCUCCCAACAGUAAAUCCCGAGGCCAGAUUGCCAAGGUUACAACAGUGAAGUCAUUUACGGCCCCUAAAAAAAUCCCAGGUGUUUGCAACAUCAGCCACUAUUUUAAGUACCUUGCAAUGGUGACUACUUGGCAAGUUAAACCCUUGGAGUGUGAUUUCCGUUAGAUCUUCAAGCCACAACCAGGUGUGAUGCAACUAAGAGCUUUGCAUGAUUUAAAAAAAAAAAAAAAAAAGUUUUGCUCACUGCAGAGAGGAAUCAGAAUAAAGCGACGUACCCGAAAUCCUAACUGAUCCACGCAUACUUUGCUCAAGUUGAGGCUUCUCUUUUCACCUUGGGCUUAAUUUUUGUUUGUUUUGUAUAGAAAAGCCACAUCUCCAUGCUGGAACUCUGUCCAGAUGAUUUUCCCCCUGUAGCUGUCCAGCAGACAGAAAGCAUUUCAGCUUUCUUUGAAAUGAGAAUCCAAAUUGGGUUAUGACUAGGAUUUUAAAUUAUGGUGUGAAAUUGGAGGAGGCAAGCUGGUUCAGGGCAGUGUCCCAUAAUUCAUUCUGAUAAUCCCGAGGAGAUGACCUCCUUCACAGUACUGUGAAGGCCUGCCUUGAAAAAGCCGUUUCAGUAUGUAACUUCCUAGUGACAAGGCUGAUUAUUUAAGAAUUUCAGAGGUACUGUUUGAGAAAUAACUCACUGGAUAUGGAAAAUCUGAUGUAAUAACAAGAACAAGAAAUUUUUUUUUUUUAAUUUUCCUCUCUCGGAGCAUUUAGUCUUUCUUGGUGGGGGGCAUCAGGAUAUUUCCUUUUCAAGGCUGGAAAAGAUUGAUUAUAGUUCAUGUCUGAAAGCAAAGUCUCUCCCAAGCCCAGUGGAGUUGGAGGCAACUGAAAAUGACCCAUGUUAAUUUUCUGUGGCCCCACAGAAUCAAAGACCCGUCUUGUUUAUAUGUGUGGGCCAUAGCGGAUAAGCUCAAGGGCAUUGUCAAAAUACAAUGAAAAGGAAGCAAGUCAGGACAAGAAAACUCUCACUUUGAAUGUGAGAGAAAACAGCAGUCCUGCUUUCUCUGGCAAAGAUUUGUGUACUGUUAAGGGAAGAAUCAUGUUCUUUCUCAAGUAGGUUUUACUUUCUGAGACUGUGUGUGUGUGUGUGUGUGUGUGUGUGUGUGUGUGUGUGUGUGUGUCUGUGUUGGCUGAAAGGGGGAGUGGGGCCAGUUAGGAAGUACUUAUGAUUAUGUGUUUAGACCUUCUCUUGAGCAUAGUAAAAGCUCUGCUCAGUUUCUCAAAAUGUGACACUAAAAUUAGGGGUGGAGAGGAAUUCAGGAUCCAUGUUCCUGUAUGUGGUAAAGUUUUACCCAAAUAUUUCCUUCAGGAGCUUUUAAUCACAGGAAACCAAAUCAAUUUCCUGUCUAUAAUCAGUAUCAGGAAAAAGAAGUCAGUAGGCAAUUUCUGCAGCCCCUCAUGCUAUAUCCAUUUGUAGCCUUCUUUUCUAAUAGCUGGGGGUCAUUGAAUCACAUGAGGGAAUGUGCUAGUAGGGACUGAAUGGAAAGAUAGUUUGGAUGAGCUUCCCCACCAGUAUUAUGGCAAUGCAUUAACUCUGUCCUGCAAGAAAACUAGGGUCACUCCAGGUCUACUUUCAUUUAAAAUGGCAUAAAAAGGGAAGCUUGAAACAUCUUUGGGGAGCUGCCAUCUAUAGUCAGCCUCUGCUCAAAGAGUUUUCACUUUGAUGAAGGCACAGUUCAGUGAUUCCUGGAUAUCUGUUUUCAGCACCAGGGACAGCAAACACCUCCCUCCAUUGAAGCAAGGCCUUCUGUCCUGAUUGGCCUUCUAGGCAAGGGUCGGUUUUUCCUUUCCUUCUUAUCCAUUCAGGCUUCAACUUGUAAGACUUUAUUCUUAAGUUCCGGUGCUUACAUCUUUUAUUUUUUUCUGAGCCUAGUGGCUUAGCUGUUUCUGUCACAUUCUCAACUUGCUAACAAAAGAUGGGGGUUGGACUAACACAGCUAGGUCUCCUGGCUCAGAGGAGUGGAAAGAAAGACACUUAGAUGUGAAUGGAGGGCACGCUUUGGCAGAGGAAGCCCCUGCAGAAAAUCUUCACAUGGCGCCGUUGACUUGUAAAGUCCCACAAGGGGGACUGAUGUUGGCGAUUGCUUCCUUUAAAAAAUGUCUGUGCAGUUCCCAUGAUGUAUGAGUCUAUGUUUCAUUCCGUGUGCGUUGCAGGCAAUCUUUCACAAGAGCUGAACAGAAGCUAUGAGCUUUGGGGACAGAAAAGGGGGCAGGAAUGCUGUUGGUAGGCUAAGCCACUCAAGGAGGGGCACUGCUUUGAAUGCUGGCAGCCACCCUUCAGUCCUGAGUCCUGUUCAGCAGCUAACUUUGCCUUUAACACUGCAAAUGGGCUCCUUGAAGCCUUCAUCCGGCCAGACUGAAGGGGUGCCCUGGGAAAAUGAGCAUAACAGAAGCAAAUGUUUUCACUUUGUCUUGUGAUUGGCCAGCUGUCAUUGAGCACAAUAGUGCACAGAUUCUCUUAGAGGUAGCAUUGUCUUCUCUCAACUAAUCAGCUGUGUCCUUCUCACUUUUGUCAGGAUGGCCCCAGGGCUGGGAAAGCAAGACAGUCACUGAAGGUUUCAUCUUAAAUACUGUCUUCUAUUUCACAGAUGUUAAAUAAACUCCAUUUCAAUUGCUUCUGGAGCAUCCAAGGCUCUGAACAGUCCCCCAUACCCUCUCUUCUACUGCCCCCCAACCUUCAGUGUUGCUUAUCAUAAUUCAUAACAUUUAGUGCUCUAUGACCAUAAGAGCUUCUUUUUAGGGUAAAUCAAGUGGUAGGUAGCAGCAGGCUAGAGCCAGAUCUCAUAGGAGCAAGUUCAAUGAAAUUGUGAUUUUUAACCUUGCAGUGGGUCUGAGGAGAAGCCAUCGUUCCCCUCUAUCCUUGUCCUCUUGAGGGUGUCCCGUUCCAGUGCUCACACUUGCCAUGCCAGGAGUUCCUCUAGAUUAUUUUUGUGACAACUAGGGGAGAGCAGGUUCAAACAUUCUCUCUUUGAGUCCUUUAGGAUGGAGGAGUUUUGUUUUAUAUUGAAAUCAAGGAACAAUCUUAGUUUAGAAAGAAUGUGUAAAUGGAAGACCAAAAGCUAUAGGAAAGCUCAAUAAGAGAAGUUUUCUUUCCUUAGAACAGAGAGGAAGGGGCUUCAGAUUGACUGGUGGGAAAAGAUGACCCAAUGGCCAGGGAGGAAUGUGGUCUGAGACUGGAGAUACAGAAGCAGACGUCUUUAGAUGUAGAGGUAAUGCCAAUGAGAGCCUCAAGAGGGAACAGGCCAGAGAAUAAAAUUGAUGGAGGUUCUCAGUACUUUUUCUGGAAAAUUCCUGCAACAUUCAAGGGCACUUCUAGCCCUCUGCCUACUUGGAGGUGAGCUCAGUGCUCCUUCUGGGUUCUUAAGGCAAAUGCCCUACAAACACCAAAGUCUUGUAUUUUCCACUGUCAGUCAACACUGGCUGUCUCGAGUGGGAUUAUUUCCCCCUUCCCUAUUGUGAAAGGGACUUGUUUUCAGGAGAAGUGUCCUUUAAACAUCCAGCUAAAACUGGAGGUAAUUUUUUGCAUGAAUGGCUUUUUACAGCUAGGUCUAAAGCAGAACAAAACUUGUAUUAAACUAAGUGCUACUUUACAUAUCUUAUUUCAAGGGAAAUGAAGGAUUUAUUGCCGUGUAAAUGAUGUACACUGAUUUGUUUCCUACUGGACAUUACAUGUCCCUUUAUCUUUAGGCUGAUGUUGUGCAGCAAACUUUCAAUAUCUGGAAAAUCAGCUGGUACCUACUUUAGUGCACUAUUAGGGUGUUAUAUUCUCAGAGAAGAAUUUUGCAAAUGAAGUUUGGGUGCUUCUAUAGCUGAUUUUCACCCCUGUCCCUAAGCUUUCUGUACUAAAUAUAUGUAAAGUGAUUAUAUCUUGUCUGAUCCCAUGUGUUUGUGUGUGUUUCCAAUGUUUAUAUAAAUAUAUUGGCCAUCUGAAACACUACUUGGAUUAUGGCAACUGCUGAACAAUGGUGUACAUGGCAUGAGGACAUAUGGUACAUGCACACUCUUGUUCUGAGGUCAAGCUAAUCUUACAGAGUUUAGGGGGGGAAAUGUGGCAUGGCUUGGGAAAUCUUCAACAGUGGCUAUUUAUAGCCAAGCCAUGAUUCAUGGUGGAGACCUUGACAGUGGCAGAGCUGAGGUGUGCUCAUCUGGACUUUACGUCAUUUAUUUUAAUCUCAGUGGAUUGUUCCUUAGUCCUGUUUAAUGACUUAGAAAUAUUCCAUCAUGCUCCUUGUUUUACCCCCCACCCAGCCACUAGAAAGCACUGAUCAUGCUUGUUUCCCAUCAUUUGGAUCCCAAAGUUGUUAACUUAAAAUGGGUGGCUGAGGUUUUAGUACACUGGGUUUUACUAAUAGUAAUCCCUUCCAUGAGGUACUAUUUUUUCCAUUCUUUUCCUUUGUGACAAAUAAAUCCAUUGGCUGUACUAAGUUUAUUUGCAUCCGAGCAAGUCUUAGAGAAUCAAUUUAGUUAAAAUGAUCGUAUUUGCCUUCAGAAAAGAGGCUCAUGGUCUAAAUAUAAUUCUUAUGUAAAGUUGUCUUUUAUGGAAAAAUAAAUAUGGAUUCUAACCUGGUAAGAUGGCCCCGGGGUAGGGGGAUGUGUUCUCAGUUGAUAUUAAGGGGCGUGUUAAAAAGGCAAGUGCCCUCCCUUUCUCAAUUCCCCAACCCACCCUGCUUUCCUCCCCAACCUCAAAAGAAAACAGAAAAUUAUUUUUUUAAAUUGUAUUAAUAAUUUAUGUUUAAUACAAAAGGAUGAUUUAAUGGUAUCACCAAAGGUCAUUUCUCCCAUUGUGCAUGUCCUUCACUCAGCCCCAUACCCAUCACCCCAUUCUUCACCCUCAUGCUUCCAUCCCAAGGCAAACAUGUGUCUCCAUUGGAAUCCAUCAGUGUUGAAGUUAAAUGUGGGGGCGGAGAUUUAACACCAUGACAUUAAUGAAAACCAACCAUUCUUCACUUUCAAAUGGUUAAUUGCUACAAGAAGGCAAACUCUUCUCUUGGUUUUUGCUUAAAAACAUUUUAUACAUAUAUAUGUAUAUAUGUGUGUGUAUGUAUGGACAUAUGUAUGUAUAUGCACAUGUACAUGUAUAUAUGUAUAUAUCCAUUUCCAAUAUAAAUAUAUCAUAUGUGAGAGUUGUAAAUACUUCUUGGUCAUAUGUCUGUCUUCCUCAUGGUAUCAUAUCUUCAAUGUUACGUUAACGACUCCAUUUAUCGAUUGAUGAAAUCGUGUGUAGACCUGUAUCCUCCUGACAUAGUUUAUGUAGGGUCUCUUCUCAAAUAAAGUAUAAAACAUGAA